AUGGUGUCCUUUCCGCGGAGCAGGCCUCCCCAGAAUGCGGCAGCCAAGAAGUCUGCCACAAGCCUCCUUGCCCCUCCCGACAAGUCUCUGCUGCACCGCUCCCAGUCUCGGGCAUUCCUGUCCGACGAUGGCAUCCCCCAGCCCGUGGAGUUCUUCCUUUCUUCUGACCCAUCUGCCAUCGUGGAGCACACCAAGAAGGUGCUUUACCUGGAGGAUGACGAUAUCGCCCACAUCCACGAGGGACAGCUCAACAUCCACCGUCUGACCAAGGAUGAUGGCACCUCCAACGUUCGUGCCAUCCAGACCAUUGAACUCGAAUUGCAGGAGAUCAUGAAGGGCAAGUUCGAUCACUUCAUGCAGAAGGAAAUCUUCGAGCAGCCCGAGUCUGUCGUCAACACUAUGAGAGGUCGUCUGGAUGUCGCCAACAAGAAGGUUACCCUCGGUGGUCUCCGUCAGUACAUCUCGACUAUCCGUCGCUGCCGACGAAUCAUCUUCAUUGCCUGUGGAACUAGCUACCACUCAUGCAUGGCUGUGCGUGGUAUCUUCGAAGAGCUCACUGAGAUUCCUAUCGCAGUCGAGCUCGCCUCCGACUUCCUUGACCGACAGGCCCCAGUGUUCCGUGAUGACACCUGUGUGUUUGUCUCUCAGUCUGGAGAGACCGCUGAUUCCCUGAUGGCUCUUCGCUACUGUCUGGAACGUGGCGCCCUGACCGUUGGUUGUGUCAACGUUGUCGGAUCUUCCAUCUCUCUCCUGACCCACUGCGGUGUGCACAUUAACGCUGGCCCCGAGAUCGGUGUGGCCUCGACCAAGGCGUACACUUCUCAGUUUGUGGCUAUGGUCAUGUUCGCUUUGUCGCUGAGUGAAGAUCGUGCCUCCAAGCAGGAGCGACGUGAGGAGAUCAUGGAGGGACUUGGACAGAUCUCCGAGCAGUUCAAGCAGAUCUUGAAGCUCAACGAUCCGAUCAAGGAGCUGUGUGCUAAGUUCUUCAAGAACCAGAAGAGCUUGCUGCUGUUGGGUCGUGGUGCUCAAUUCCCCACUGCCCUUGAGGGUGCCCUUAAGAUCAAGGAAAUCUCAUACCUCCACUGCGAAGCCGUCAUGUCCGGUGAAUUGAAGCACGGUGUUUUGGCUCUUGUUGACGAGAACCUUCCCAUUAUCAUGAUUCUCACCCGUGACAACCUGUUCACCAAGUCCUUGAACGCCUACCAGCAAGUCAUUGCUCGUGGUGGUCGCCCCAUUGUCAUCUGCAACCAUGAUGACCCCGAGUUCUCGGAUGCCCUGACCGAGAAGAUCAACGUGCCCAAGACUGUGGAUUGUCUUCAGGGUCUGCUCAAUGUUAUCCCAUUGCAGCUUAUCUCUUACUGGCUUGCCGUUGGCGAGGGACUGAAUGUCGAUUUCCCUCGUAACCUGGCCAAGUCGGUCACUGUCGAAUAA
Molecule: messenger RNA, 1431 nt
Organism: Penicillium samsonianum
Lineage: Eukaryota; Fungi; Ascomycota; Eurotiomycetes; Eurotiales; Aspergillaceae
Exons: 1
Coding region: 1-1431 (476 amino acids)
Biological process (GO): fructose 6-phosphate metabolic process; UDP-N-acetylglucosamine metabolic process; protein N-linked glycosylation
Molecular function (GO): L-glutamine:D-fructose-6-phosphate transaminase (isomerizing) activity; carbohydrate derivative binding
Source: RefSeq, a predicted model, not a curated record